Cyprinus carpio (common carp) is the source of this 2254-nucleotide messenger RNA. Its product is annotated as required for meiotic nuclear division protein 1 homolog. NCBI's taxonomy places the organism in Eukaryota, Metazoa, Chordata, Actinopteri, Cypriniformes, Cyprinidae. Gene Ontology annotation, biological process: positive regulation of mitochondrial translation. Bases 164 to 1435 code for a protein of 423 amino acids. The record is from RefSeq and is a predicted model, not a curated record. The transcript has 11 exons.
AAAAUACAGGAAGUGCCCGGGUCAGUCGUGCAGUUCGAACUGUCAAAUAAACUUUAUGUGAAUGUUUUAGAAUGUUGCAACAUUUGUAUCUACGGUGUAACACUUUCUGUCACCGAACGUUCUAAUAUUUGGCGGGACGGGACGCGGCAGGUACGCUAAAGACAUGUCUCUCAAGAUUUUCUGGAGGUUACAUCAGCCUUUGAAAAGGACACAAGCCUGUGGAUUUGCUCUCAGGACACUAAAUGGAUUAAACAGUGUCACCGCCAACAGGUUAAACUGCACAACACUGGCAUCCAGUGCUUCUACACUAAACCUUCUCAAAGACUGUAGGAAUUGUCACACCGGUUUACACAACCAUAGAUGCUUUUUGCCGAGGGGAGUGUGUCAGAGACCACGUUUUGAAAUGCUGACUCCUUUAAAUUUAAAAUCCAAAACAUGGAGUUUACAAAUGAGAUUGCAGUCCACAACAACUGCCAGCAUGUCAGUGCUGAAACAAGGAGGCAUGCCGGGAAAAAGGACUUUUAAGGGACCAAGAACCAAACAGCCUUCACGAACCAGUCAGCCCAGUCUGGAGGAGGACAUGAUGCAGUGCAUCGCAUACGCAACUGCAGAUCAGUACCAUUUACCAACCCUCUGUCACGAUCUCAUCGCUCAUGGCUUCGUUGAAAUCAAAGAAUUUCCCAGAGAUGCUUCUAAUGUUUUGGUGAUGGGAACAGAGAACGCUGCAAAACCUUAUGAUAGUGGCACAAUAUUCAUCAUCAUGUAUUCUCAAUUAAAUUUCUUCAUUUUAAAUUUCUUUUGUUUGAUUUCUUUUGUAAAGACAGUGAUGAGGAUACUGGAACAGCAUGAAAUUCAACCCUAUGAAGUUGCUCUGGUCCACUGGGAAAAUGAAGAGAUCAGUUAUACAGUAGGAGAGGGUAAUUCAAAGCUCCAUCGUGGAAUUUUCUUGUUUAAUGAAGAGCUGGAUUAUGAUCAUGUUGUUCUGGAGAAGUUUGCAUUUUCCAAUGCUUUAUCACUGUCAGUAAAACUAGCAAUAUGGGAGGUCUCUCUCGACAACUUUGUUGAGUCCAUCCAGCCAAUUCCUGAGAUGCUGAAGUCUGGACAAAGAGUGAAACUGUCCAGGGCUGAAGUUAUGCAGAAGAUAGGGGAGCUCUUUUCCUUGAGACACUGCAUAAAUCUCAGCUCUGACUUACUGAUCACACCUGAUUUCUACUGGGACAGAGAAGAUCUUGAGCAGCUCUAUGACAAGACCUGUCAGUUCCUCAAUAUUAAUCGAAGAGUUAAGGUUGUGAACGAGAAGUUACAACACUGCACUGAACUUACAGACCUGAUGAGGAACCACCUCAGUGAGAAACACAGUCUCAGACUGGAGUGGAUGAUCGUCGUACUGAUUGCUAUUGAGGUGAUGUUUGAACUUGCUCGUGUAAUCUUCUGAGGACCCACAGAUACAGUCUUACAAAGGCAUACAGUGACUUUUUGUAAACCAGCAAAUCAUUUUGUUUCUGUAGAUGAAGUUCUCAUUGAUAAAUCAUCUUAUCUUUUGAUAUACUAAAUGUGACACUGACCUGAAAUAAAGUUUUUUUUUUUUAGAAGUAUUGGAUAAAUAGUGGCUCAUUUUGUGUCUGUUUUUUUUGGCUUCUUUUCAGAAAGGUGUGGGAUAGAAAUCACUGUUAAAUCUAUGUCCUUAACUCUGCUCCUGCUGUAAAAUCCAGAUUAAGCAGAACUUCUAAAUGAGCUUCAGUAAUAUAAAACCGCUCCAAAAUGUGCACAACAACUCUUCACAUGCUGCCUUAUUGCCAAUGGCAAUGGAACUUGGUUUUGUAAUUGUAUUGUGUUUACAUAGCCUCUGAUAAUACUAAAAUUUCUGAGCUGAUUUUUUUUUUUUUUUUUUUUUACUUUACAAGCUGUGACAAACUCUCUCUGUUGUUUGAAACACAUAUAUAAGCUCAAGUAACAUUUUACACUUUUAUGCAUAAUUGCACUAGUUAUUAAUAAUGAUGCUCAAAUGAACCUGCUUACAAAUACAACAUGACGUCAUGCUGAUGUUCUAGAUUGAUUGAUUGAUCAGCCUCCAGUGAUUGACAGCCGUUCGAUACGGCGCGCGCUCACGUCAUGUGAUUCAAAGCCUCCGGAAAACGGCAGCGGAUCACAGACCGACUGAACUCGUACUGCUCGGUGGAGAGGUUUCCUCCGCUUCAGCCAACAAACUAAACUGAAUACGGCAUUAGAGUUCUGUCGAGAAAGAGCAGACGGU